Molecule: messenger RNA, 8845 nt
Organism: Pelmatolapia mariae (spotted tilapia)
Lineage: Eukaryota; Metazoa; Chordata; Actinopteri; Cichliformes; Cichlidae
Product: nck-associated protein 5-like
Exons: 20
Coding region: 16-6159 (2047 amino acids)
Biological process (GO): microtubule depolymerization; microtubule bundle formation
Cellular component (GO): microtubule plus-end
Source: RefSeq, a predicted model, not a curated record
GGAAUUUACAACAGCAUGUUUUCAGCUGCCAUCAAAGAAAGGUCCACAUCAUCAGGUUGUCUUCCUAGCCAAAACACUCCUGACAGUCUGGGAGCUGCAGACCUGUUGAGUGGAGAGGAUCCGGCUGGCGCAGAGACUGGCCAGGUGUAUGGAUCACCGCAGGGCAGCGGAAGCAUGAACAGACAGCUGGAGAGGAGAGAACAGUUAAAGAGAUUGUCUCUUGACAGCAACAUACUGGAAUACAUGGACGCCAACAAAUGCAUUGAUGAACUUCUCAAGCAGCUCGAAGAGGAGCGCCGAAACGUCCGAAGGGAAAAGCUGGCUGUGGCUCGCCUGCAGAGGGAAGUCGCACGGAGCAAGAGCGAAGGAACAAUGCGAGAAAAGCUGAUCCACGAGCUAGAGGAAGAGCGACGCCUGCGACUGGAGAGCGAGAAGCGUCUCCGGGAAGUGACGGAGGAGUCCGAGCUGGGUCGGGCGCAGGUGGUUUCACUGCAGCAGCAAUUCUCCAGGAUGGAAGAGACAGUGCGGUCACUGCUGCAGAAUCAGGGUGUCCUGGAGCAGACUGCUGUGGACACGGUGGACAUCAUGAAGGUCUACAAGGAUAAACUCUCUGAGGAAGUGCAGAAACAGCACGACGGCCCAGUAGAGAAGGGCUCCCUGCCGGCGACUCAAGCAGAGCUGGACCCCAGGCUGCUGCCGAAUCCUGAAUAUGAUGCCAGCCAAGCAGAAGAGGAUAAAGACAAAACCAAGCUCCUGCUGGAGCGCCUCAAGGCCCUGGAGGAGGAGAACUCCGCCCUGGCCUUAGAGAAUGAGAGUCAAAGGGAGCAGUACGAGUGCUGUCUCGAUGAGGUUGCCAAUCAAGUCGUGCAGGCGCUUCUAACCCAGAAGGAUCUGAGGGAGGAGUGUCUGAAGCUGCGAACGAGGGUUUUCGAUCUCGAGCAGCAGAAUCGGGCGCUCGGUGUUUUGUUCCAGCAGAAGAUCAAGCCGGCCUCGGACCUGCUUCUCCAGAAACUCCACUCUCGGAUCAUGGAUCUGUCUGCAGCAGAUUUGCUCCUGGAGCCAGAGAGAAGCAAGGCUUUCCUACUUUCCAGGAAUACAGACUCCCCCUCUAAUGAGGUUCAGUUGAAUGGAAAGGCAGGUCUCCCUGUGGCCAAAUGUCUGAGCCAGCUGAGCCUGACAGUGCCAGCGCCCGUGUACCCACGCAGCAGCUGUAGCAGCAGUGAGCUGUCGCUGUCGAGCGCGUGCAGUGAAUUCUCCAGCGGCUCGUACACCUGGAAUGAUGGACGCUCCUGUGGGAAAAUGUCAUCUCUGACGUGGGAGAAGAGGCUGAGUUUGGGUUCGUCAGCCCCUAGUAAUAUCUGUGCUGCUCAGGAGGAGCACAUCCCCACAAGACGUAAGGAGAGCCACAUACUGGAAGGACUGAGAAAGCUCCAAAGGAGGAAACACAGGAGCUCCUCAUGUUCCUCCAAGGUCUCCAAGUCAGGCUACAAAGACUGCAUGAACUCCAAUGAGGGCAUCUACUCACUGGGCAUCAAGAGUAGCAGUAAAGGGGUGUCUAGGCCUACCCAUGUGGGGAGAACUGCUCGGGGAAAGCAGUUCGCUUAUGAUUCUGAUGAUGCAGAUGAUGAACUGGCACAUUCUAGUUGUAGAGAUAACAUCCCCACCAAGGACAACUGGUUUCAUUGUAAGAAGCUCUCACACAGCAUCUCAGACAGUUUAUGUAGCUGGGAGGGAACGCAAGACAGCGGAGGUGACACUAUCUCAAGUCCUGUGGCUACUAAACACCCUUCUGGGUAUGACUCAAAGGAGCAGCCUGAAAGACUCAUGAGUUUUAUUAACAGCCUUCUCCCUGAAGGAGGGCGGAUAUCAGCUUUUACGAGACCAUCAAAGCUGCACCUCACCCCUACUGAACCAGAAGUUCCCCGUCUCUCUGAUGCGGAUGAUCUGGAGGAGCUAAAGUCUGAGUCAAAUGACAUCCGAAUGUCCUUUAGCCAGCCACCAGAGCAAGCUGAGAGGGACUCGAAGAGGUUGUCAAGAGAUGCUGCCAAGCUGAUUACACAGCAGUGCUUGCGGAGAGACCAGGUUCGUACCCAGUCUGCAGAUGGAAGACCCAGGCCUUUCAGCCUGAUUAAGGAGCCCAAAGUGGCCAAAUGUACCCAGUCUGAGGAGAGCGUGUUGGCAAUAUUCGAUGCAGAAGGAGAGCCUAUUGAACUUUGUGCAGAGAAACUUGCAGCAGCUGCUGGGACUCGAAAAGACAUUCAGGGUAGCAAAGUAGUUCCUGACUACACAGAACUGGUGCCCCAAGAGAAGCCAACAAAGCAGAAACCCUCAAAAUCAAGAAACUACAGUGUUCUUGAGUCUCCACAGAAGCCAUCUGAAUAUCAGAUCAGGACCCACAAGCCAAGGGAGCAAAGCAGUAGCAGGGAGGGAAGUGCAGAGAGGCUAUCAAUGCAGCUGACUCCACAACGGAAACUUAUCAAACCACCAAGCAACCGAGCUAGUAAAGGCCAUUCCAUCCCUCCCAUGAAUGACGCUGCUGGUUCCAAGUCCAGUAGUUCAAAGAUACCUGGUAGUAAUAAACAUUCAGGAUCCCCACUGAGAUUAUCUAAGGGCUCUGCCACUGAACCAAGUAACAGCGGGAACUCAGGACCCCCUGGGCAGGAGAAAUCCCCCUCCUCUCCGACAGUUAAAAUGUCAAGAUUCAUCAAGACACCAGGAACCUGUAUUCAAAGCCCAAAAGCGGUGAACUCAAAGCUCCCCAGCAGGGCCGAAUGGGAUAAGGGCGCCUCAUCGAGUUCCCCUCACCUCUCAAGGAGACACCUGGAGUAUGCUGACAAUGGCGAACAGCCAACCAGAGACAAACACUGUGAAAACAGCAAAAAUAAACUCAGGUCCCCCUCUCCUCCCCCUCCCCCGGGCCGCACCACCUCUUUACUGAUCAGACCAAAUUACGAGGGGUCGCCUCAAGCACAUAAAACAGGGGUGACUCAACCAUCCACACCAACCACUGUGAGGGGCCCACCCCCAAGUUACCACACCUCACUUUUACCAAAUAUGCAAUCAACGCUACCCAUCAAGGAUAAAGACUGUUUAGACUUGGAUGCAGGCUACGGGACUGCACUUGCACCUCAGAAACUGGUUGACAAAACCAGUCAGCACCUUCAAAAGUCCCCUGCCAUGACUAAGACACCUGCUAAAGGCGCUUCCAAGCGGAUGACCACGAAAGACUACCUCCCUUCUGCAAACUCAGGGUGUGCUCGAGAACCUGAAACUGCACCUAAAACCUCAAAGAAUGUCCCUCCUCCCUACAGUGCCCUCAGAGGGUCCUCAUUUCAGAACUCACCUGCAAGCAAAAAAGGAUCUGCUAAUGAAAAUGUCCAUCAGUCAGUGCAGAAGACCUCUAUUAGUUUACCUGUUUCACUUCAGGACACACCUCAAGGUCAGGCAGAGCCACAAACUGGCAAAGCUUUAGACGGCUCUAUUAUUAUGUCCCCUAACCUAGCAGAAAAAGCCUCAAAGACUCGCAUCCCAAUGGGCUUUAAGGCAUUUUUAAAGUCUCCUCCUAGCCAUAAAAAUAGUCCCUCUAUACCAGGCAAACAAGAGAAAGAUCAUAUCAACUCAGUCUCCAAGGAGACUGUGACUUCAAAUGCUUCUGCCCAGUGUGACAACUUGCAGACAGAGUACAAUAUUGAUUCGCCAUCCAAGAUGUCUGUUACAGAGGGGAAAGGUGAAGUCCAGUGUAGGUUACUGGAAGAAGAAUUACAAGCUCCUGUGCUGCCAGAGGAAGGGGGUGUUUGCGAUAAUGGGAAAAGGAGUAGUCAGCUUUUUGGCAGAUCCAUAUCUAUUGCUGUCAAACCUCAUUUAAAGCCAGCGUUAGGGAUGAACGGGGCAAAAGCUCGUAGCCAGAGUUUCAGCACCAACUACAUUGAAAAACCAAGCAUCAAUUCCUUAGAUGGGCCGGGAAAAAUCAGAACUCAGAUCAUUACCAACUCAGGUGAAAGGGGGAACUCUCUGUCGAGACAGAGUUCCUUAGAGGCGGCCUGUGCUGGGUUAGCAGAGAGCCCUGUUCAUUCCCCAAGGACAAGACUUAGCCACUAUGGAGGCAUGACAGGGUCAAAUAGUCACGGCAUCCUCCCUGAGAGAGCUUUCAAAUCGGGUUCUAAAGUUGAGGGGUCACAGGGCACAGGGAAGGGGGAGGCAGUCAUGUCACCUUCUCACAAAGUGGUUCGUAGUUUACCCAUCAGUGAUAGGACUGGUUUAAACAUCCGUAAGCCAUCGAAGGUUGCCUCUCAUCCACAGUUUCAUCCUCCGUCCUCUUGUGUCUACAGCUUGGAAAAUCCAGUUAGAGAGACAGAAGACAAAGCAGCAUUCCCUAAUGAGCCAGACUUCAGCAGGGAAGGCAAAACCCAGGCGGACUCCCCAAACAAACACCCAGAUAUGGAGGAGAAAAAAAUCAGCCCAACAGUCACCACUAUUGAAGAGAAAGUCAUGAUGGGAAUUGAGGAGAAUGUGCAGAAAUGUCAAGAACAGGAGAAGGUCGCUGCCACCGAGGCCAAACAGAAGACGGGUCCCUCUCUGGCAAACUGGUUCGGCCUCCGUAAGAGCAAACUUCCAGCUCUGAGUAGUAAAAAAGCCGACUCUCCCAAGGGAAAAGAGGAGAAGAAAGAGCUGAAGAUCGGAUCAGUUCUUGGAGGCAAACAGAUGAAGUCUGACAAGAAGAAGGAUAAGAAGAAAAAUGAUAAUCAGCAGAAAGAAAGCCAGGAGGUGCAGGGUCUGUCUGAGAUGAACAACAAGCUUAGCUCCAUUAUGGACCACUGCAACAAUCAGAUGGGUCAGAUUGCCAGUCAGAUCCAGUGCACGACGGCCUUUAUUGGAAAAGACCAGUUCGUGAAAGAGCUUCUUGGCAGGACCGCUGUGAAGGGCAACUCCGUGGCCACAUCGCCGCCUGGGAUCUCCACGCCCAAGAAACACAGCGAAACGAAGGGAGAUAUGGAGAUCUGUUCAGAUACUGCUACCCUCAUAAUGACAGAGAAGAUCAACCUAAAGGCUGAAAAUGUAGAGGGACACAUCCCAGACGCAGCUUGUCAAGACCACAUGUUAGGCUUCGGCUGUCAGAUGAGAACCCUGGACAGUGGCAUCGGCACCUUCCCUCUCCCCGAUUCUGUCACCCGGGCCAGCGGUCGCCAUAUCCCUAAAUCUGAAUCCAGCCCCGAGGGGGUGACCUCCUCUGAGCUCGAUCGGGAGCCUCCCUCUUCUCACCCUGACCCCUCACAACCUGAUGUGAAAGUGCCUUCCCUUUCAAAACCCCACCCGCAUGUCUCUAUGAGCAUGGGUCACUCCCUGUCUGACCCCACUGUGACCUGCAGCAACGACAACGCCCGGGACACCCAGAGCCGCCUGCCCAAAUUAGCAUCCUCAGAUGCAAUCCAGACAAAGAGGUUGAGUUUUUGUGCCCCACGCAGCAACAUCUCAGGUUCCACGGAGGACAAAGAGACAGAAGCAGAGAGGAAGAUGAAAUCCAAGGACCAUGAUAUGCCGGGCGAAAGAGCCUUGCGAGUGUGCACGUACUCAGGCAGCAGCAGCGACACUGAGACUGAACCCGAGGGGACGGGAAGCACUUUGGGCUCGCCGCAAAAGACCCUGAUCAACAGAGCUAAGAGGAAUGACUCAGUCGAGCAGAAUGAGGACACCCUGAAGAGAAGAAGUGUGGAAAAAUCCUUGUCAAUCAUGGACUACUACCAACACGACAUGUUCUCGCACCUGGAGAAGGACAGCAGGAAGAUUUCGCAGUACAACCUGCUGCACAAGGAGUCGGCCCUUGAUGGAAAAGCAGGAGACAGGCUCAGUAAGGAGAUUCCCAUGGAGAAGAUGCCCGUCAGCGCAAGCCAGCCGCUCUCUCUCGACUUCUCUUUGGAGUCCUUAAACAAGCUGAAUCAGAGCAGCUCCAGCAGCCUGUACCCGGACACGGGCUCGGGCGGCCGCAGAGCUGACUGCCACGCCGACGGGGGGAAGAGCGGGGAGAGCUGUUUCAAAGGAGAAGAGGCCUCGUCCUCCUCCAGUUUCACGAGCAGGCCCGGGGUGGAUCCCGUGGGCUCCCUUAGCGACUCGCUGUACGACAGCUUCUCUUCCUGCACCAGCCAGGGAUCCAACGAAGUCUGAAAAAGCAGGGCUGCAGAGAUGGAGUCCAGUUUUCAAGACAUUUCUCUUCCAUCUUUGGACUCCUCAAGUCUUUCUUUGGGUUUCAAAUUCUGUCCUUCUUAUUGGAAAUCAUGCCUUGAUUGGCUGGAGGUUGAACGACACAGUGGACCUAUGGAGUGGAUUUUUGGGUAGAUUACAUCUGUUUUUCUAGGGGAUUACCCCUAACAGGGUUGGGCGAUACAUUAACAUUUUCUGCAACAUCUCCACAACUAAUUAUUUUGGCAAACUGAGGUACACCUUAGCAUCUUAAAGCAGCCAUUCCCAAAUUAAAAAUAUAUAUUAAUUAAAAGACUAUCAAUUUGAAGUGGCAUCGUUUUGGAAAACCAACAUUUUAAAAAGUUUGUAUUUAUUUAUUGUAAACGCCCAAACUUUGGGAACCACAGAUGGGAUAACAACAACUCUAUUAAACAAUUAGGGUAGAAAACCAGGAACAUUUGGCAUGUCAGUGAAAAACUAAAAACACCUCCUUUGAUAUCUUUGUACAGCUUUCCAGAGCUAUUGCACUUUAGAGUUAAUUAUUUACAGCGACAUUAUAAAAGGUGGACGUAGCUUCCGAGUAUAACACAAUAAAUAAAGAAAUAAAGCCAACGCAGAAGUGCCUUAAACCUGCAUUAUUUUUUAAUAACCACCAGGGAAUGCAGACCUGUAGUUCCAGAAAGACUUGUUGUCCUGUAGAAGUCUAUGGGAAAAUAACCCAGAGACAACAAAAGUAAACACUUUUGUGAUGAGUUUAUUAGCUCUCUUGCUUAAUUUGGGUCAUACUCAGUAAAUAUUUAAGUCCAUUCUGUACAUUCUUUGAAGUUUAACGAUUAUCCGGGGAGUGCCAUGUCCAUCGCUCGUCAACUGCAGUUUAAAAACAUCGGAAGUUUGAACUUCUGAAACCAAUGGCUGAUGUUACCAUAGCCACGUCCAUCUUUUAUACCGUCUACAGUUGCAACGCAGAAAAUUAGCAAACUAAAACGCCCAAAAUCUCCCGCAAUAAUACAACCACCAAUCAUCUGAGCCGGUCACUAGCCUAUCGCCCAGCCCUAAACACUAGUUUGUGUUUAUUUUCUUCUUUUUUCUCAGCCUUGCAAAAAUGUCUUGGUUUUGGUUUGGAUCUGCUCUUGAUUUCCUCUCAACCUUCAGCUAAUCUUGAAAAGACUUGUCUUAGUUACAGCCCUGCCAUGAAAGGACGCGUGCCAGUCCUCUCUGCCUACAACAACAAGCACUUAGAAGAGCUACAGACGAGAGGAUGAAUCCUCAACCUAAAAAAGAAAAGAAGAAAAAACAGGACUUUUAAAGGUUUGGCUUGGGUGUGGUGGACUGGACAGCAAUACACGUUUGUAUCAUUAGUGACCACCCCUCCUCCUCUUCCUCCCACCAUGCUGGGGUACUUCUUAUCAUUGCACUGUAACAAAUACUGUACAAAGAUGUGUAAAAUAAAAGAAAACACGACAAGCAGAAUGGGCAAUAUUUGCAUAAAACUCCAUUUUUGAAACUCUUUUAAAACCCAAGGUGUCAUUUAAUGGAUUGCUGCUAUGUACAACGCCCAUUGAAAAGUUACCCCCCCCCCCCCCCCCCCCAAAAAAAACCCACCUGAUUCAUCUUUGUCUACUCUCUUGAAGCAAUAUUUUUCAAAGAAAUAAUUAAAAUUUUCUUUAUUUUUUAGUCAUUUUUUAUCAUUUUAAUCUUGUUGUGUUUUUCCUUAAGCAGUUAAACACCCAGUGGUGGCAAACUAUCUCCGCAGCUUCUCUAACGAGGACGUUUCCACAUGGUACAUGAAUUAAUGAGACCAGGUACAGAUAAAACAAGCAAAUAUAAGGUGUCGUCGCCCGUAGCUCAGGGAACAUACUGGACUAAAGUCGAUUGUAAAAAUGAAAACGCAGCCAUCGGGAAAGCGUAGACAAAUGGCUCUCCAAGCAUCCAAACGUAGUCUCAUGUAGCAUAACACACCCAAACUCUCCAAAACCUCAGCUUUCCUCUCGUGGCUGUAUAUUAUGUUGUAUAUAUUAAGAAAAUAUAAGUUAAUAUCAGAACGGGCAUUGCUGAUCGAUAUAUAUGCAAGUAAGAACAAAAAGAAAGUAAAAAGAUGUAAAUUGUUUGCCAAUCGUUCAACCUGUUUUAUGUCUGCUGUUUGGCGUCUUGUGUUUUCUUUCGGGGGUUCUUCUUCUUCUUCUUCUUCUUGUUUUUUAAAAAAAGUAAAAAUAUUAUUUUGAUCAAUAAGAGCUAACGCUAAAAUGUUUUUUUAUCACUUUAUUUUAAAAGACAUAUUUGAACUUUAGGUGGACUUAUGCCAAAUUUCUCUCUGGAAUUUGACCAGCUGGUGCUAAUCAACAGAGCCGACUGUGUGUUUUCGAUUUUUCUAUGAAACUGUUAAUAUUGUAUGAAGAGAGUCUGAAGAGGACUUGUGUAUUUUUCUAGGUGUCCAGUAUUUAUACCCACAUUUUGUACUGUCAGACUGUAGUGUGAUUGUCAUACUUCACCUCUUUCCUUAAACCUUCCUUUGUAAAGAGAAAGUUACCAGCAGUGUUACUUUGGUAAUUAAUAUUAUUGUUAUUAUUAUUAUUACUGUGUGCAAUUUGUCUGUUACACUAGACUUUAAUGCUAUAUUUUAUGUAACUAUUUCCUAAAUAAAUACGAGAAACUAUUUCCUAUUUCAAGCUGA